AUGUUUUCAAGCCUCGGUCUGCUUGAUAGAUUCCUCGCAGUAUGGAUUUUCCUCGCCAUGGCAAUCGGUAUCAUUCUAGGGAACUUUGUCCCAAGUACAGGCCCUGCUUUGCAAAGAGGGAAAUUUGUUGGAGUAUCGGUUCCCAUUGCGGUCGGUCUGCUGGUGAUGAUGUACCCAAUACUGUGCAAAAUCAAAUUCGAAUCGCUCCAUCAUGUUUUUCGGACCAAAGAUAUCUGGGUGCAGAUGGCGUUCAGUGUAGUAUUGAAUUGGAUCAUUGCGCCAUUUCUCAUGUUGGGUUUGGCUUGGGCUUUCCUGCCCGAUGAGCCGGAACUGCGACAAGGACUUAUCGUUGUUGGAUUGGCACGAUGCAUUGCCAUGGUACUGAUUUGGACGGGGUUAGCAGGAGGUGAUAACGAGUAUUGCGCAAUUCUCGUCGCCCUCAACUCAGUCCUGCAAAUGGUAUUGUUCGCCCCGAUGGGAGUUUUCUUCAUCAGCGUGAUCAGCGGCGACGAGGUCAACUUCGAAUACGCCACAGCAGCCAAAAGCGUGGCUGUCUUUCUUGGCAUCCCCUUGGGAGCUGCGAUCGUGACACGUUCCGCCCUUCGACGGAUUUCCGCCAGAUGGUACGAUCAGACAUUUUUGAAGUGGCUCAGUCCAUGGUCCCUCAUUGGAUUACUCUUCACAAUCCUUGUGCUUUUCGCAUCACAAGGCCACCACGUCGUGCAGCAGAUUGUCUCUGUCGUCCGAGUAGCAGCACCACUUAUUGUUUAUUUCAUGAUCAUCUUCUUUGCCACGCUCUUGGUGACAUAUAAAAUUGGAUUUGGCUAUAAACUCUCCACGGUCCAGAGUUUCACUGCUGCUAGCAACAACUUCGAACUGGCUAUUGCUGUUGCGGUGGCUAUGUUUGGUGCUGAUAGCAACCAGGCCCUUGCGGCGACGGUUGGGCCACUCAUUGAGGUUCCUGUUUUGUUGGGGUUGGUAUAUGCCGUUAAGUGGAUAGCGAAACGGACCGAUGAUCUCGCCCGCAUUCGCAACAAUCAGCGGCGAUCAAGGGCAAAAAGACUUGAAUACAUCCGGGAACUUGAAGACAAAGCACGGAAAUACGAAGAACUGAGUACAUCUCCCGAUCAACCAUCGCGGGAAGAUUUCAAGAAGCUACAAACGGAGAAUGCCUGGAUGAGAGGGCUCCUGGCAACUCUGGACAUCAACUUUAAUCCUUUGGAUGCGCCUCCAGGUAGUAUUCUUGACAAUGAUCCUAGUAUCUCAACAUCGAUCAUGUACCCUUCCGCAGGAGAUUUCAUUGCCGAAAAUCUCGCAUCGAAUACAGUUCCAGCCCCAUCGGCCUCUACGGAGGACUGGAAUACUUUGGCAUUGAUGUCGAAUACAGGAGAUCUCAUGGGACUAGAUCUCGAUUCUUUCUCGAUAUUCAAUGAGAGCAGUCUUCCCUGUCGGAAUCCUGUCUCAGCGCAAUCAAACUUCGAAGGUGACCACUGCCAAGAACCUGAAAGGCUUCCUUCAAAGGGACCAACUAAUGAAAAUACAACUCUGUGCUCGCUGGCAUGUCAAUGGGUGAUUCAAUGUAACACGAAAGGCGUCGAGCUGGAUGUCUUAUACUUCCGGAUGGAGCGUGGCUUCAAAGCAGGGAACAGCCCACUGGACGGAUGCAGGGUUGAUAAUCAAGUCUUAUUGAGUGUUUUGACUGAAAUAUCCUAA
Messenger RNA from Penicillium soppii, 1713 nucleotides. RefSeq names its product Arsenical-resistance protein ACR3. The record is from RefSeq and is a predicted model, not a curated record. The transcript is spliced from 6 exons. Bases 1 to 1713 code for a protein of 570 amino acids. Gene Ontology annotation, biological process: arsenite transport; antimonite transmembrane transport. Gene Ontology annotation, cellular component: plasma membrane. Gene Ontology annotation, molecular function: antimonite transmembrane transporter activity; antiporter activity; arsenite transmembrane transporter activity. NCBI's taxonomy places the organism in Eukaryota, Fungi, Ascomycota, Eurotiomycetes, Eurotiales, Aspergillaceae.